ACACGCACCGACACACGGACACCCACGGACCCGUAGACAUGAACGCGUUCACAGUUGUUGCCCUGCUGCACUGCUUCCUGUUAGCAGCGCUGGUCCAAUCGGCUCCCGUCAGCUCGCCGUCCAACCCAUCGCAGACGUUCAAAGAGGUGGUUGAGCGAGUGAUGAGGCUGGUGGAGAAAAUCCGGAAAGAUGUCCGCUCCGUGCACGGCAGCAUCAUCAACAUCGACGGUUUGACCCUCGACCCCUCCAGUCAGACCGGAGAGCUGGAGAUGAAGAGGAUAAACCUGGGAAUCCCUGAUCCCCCCGUCCUCAAAGAGCUGUCCGAACAGUUCACAGCGGACAUGUGUGUGAGCCGUAUGCUGGCGGGCGGCCGGCUGUACCAGGGGCUGCUGGUAGAUUUGUCUCGCAGACUGGGGGGACUGGAGGCCCUGAGUGCCGAACUGAGAGACCUGGUGACCCACAUCAACCAGAUGAAGGACGCGGCUCAGCUGAGCAGCGACUCUUCAGAUCAGAGCAGCCUGGACUUGACUUUGAAUCUCCAUGGCAACUACGAUGUCCAGGUGGCGGCCCACCUGACUCUGUACCAGCUGCUCGAGUUCUGUCACGACCUGAUCCGCAGCCUCAGAAACUUGGCCGAAACACAGAUGGCUCGUGGGACACGCUAA
Molecule: messenger RNA, 665 nt
Organism: Pelmatolapia mariae (spotted tilapia)
Lineage: Eukaryota; Metazoa; Chordata; Actinopteri; Cichliformes; Cichlidae
Exons: 5
Coding region: 39-665 (208 amino acids)
Biological process (GO): positive regulation of myeloid cell differentiation
Molecular function (GO): cytokine activity
Source: RefSeq, a predicted model, not a curated record